AUGUCUGUUAUGGGCAGCGGACCUAGCUACGCCAUGUGGGCGGCUCAAAGGGCGGCCGGCUUCGGCGGCAACAUGACCGUCGUGGACAAGGUGCCACCCGACAUGCUGCAUAUGGUGGACGCGUACUGGUACCAGUUUCCUCCCAUGAACCCACUAUGGCACGGCAUCCUGGGCUUCACGAUAGGCGUUUUGGGCUUUGUUUCCAUUAUGGGCAACGGCAUGGUCAUGUACAUAUUCAGCGGCACGAAGGCCCUGAGAACACCCUCCAAUCUGCUGGUGGUGAAUCUGGCCUUCUCGGACUUUCUCAUGAUGGUUACCAUGUCGCCGGCGAUGGUUAUCAACUGCUACUACGAAACGUGGGUCUUAG
Anoplophora glabripennis (Asian longhorned beetle) is the source of this 367-nucleotide messenger RNA. Its product is annotated as rhodopsin-like. The record is from RefSeq and is a predicted model, not a curated record. Lineage: Eukaryota; Metazoa; Arthropoda; Insecta; Coleoptera; Cerambycidae. The annotation marks the transcript as partial. The transcript has a single exon. Gene Ontology annotation, molecular function: G protein-coupled receptor activity. Gene Ontology annotation, biological process: phototransduction; G protein-coupled receptor signaling pathway. Gene Ontology annotation, cellular component: membrane.